UUUGAUUAACAACAUCCUCAAAGAUUAACGAGACUUUCUCAGUCGGUAGUGAAGAACCCGAAGUCUCGUAACAACAUCUUCUGCAUUAAAGGGAUCUCUCAGUCGGAAGUGAAGUACUAUAAAUGCUGAACUGAGCGCAACACUGCAAUUCUCUGUUGUUAAUCGUGAAAUGCGGAGGCUGUUUGAUUUGUAGAACAACAUAAAACCUAUUAGUUAUUUAUGGUUUCAAUCCUCAAAUUCCGUAGAAUCUUCUACACAAUAGAAGCCACACGCAAAGAAUCAUAUGGUGCUUUGAGACACUGUCAUUCUGAGAAGCUAUGUAGAGUAGGGCUUUUCUGGGAUUUGGAUAACAAACCACCCAAUUCAAUUCCACCCUAUGAAGUUGCCAAUAAGCUCAGAGUAGCUGCAGCUUCCUUCGGGGUUGUUCGCCAUAUGGUGGCUUAUGCGAAUAGCCACACUUUCAGCCAUGUCCCUCAUGUUGUUCGGGAGAGUCGGAAAGAGAGGCAAUUGUUGUAUAGUUUGGAGAAUAAGGGUGUGAUCAAACGUAAUGAGCCUCAUCUUUGUCGUGUUUGCGGGAGAAAGUUUUAUACUAAUGAAAAACUUGUUAACCAUUUCAAGCAGCUGCAUGAGCGUGAGCACGCGAAAAGGGUGAAUCAGAUAGAGUCUGCUAGAGGGAGUAGGAAAGUGAAAUUGGUGGGAAAGUAUUCUAUGAAAAUGGACAAGUAUAAGAAGGCUGCAAGGGCUGUUCUGACUCCUAAAGUUGGGUAUCGUUUGGCUGAUGAGCUGAAACGGGCAGGGUUUUGGGUUCAAACCGUGUUGGAUAGGCCGCAAGCUACAGAUGUUGCGCUGCAAAAGCAUAUGGUGGAUAUGAUGGAUCACAGGCGGGUUGAGUGCGUGGUCCUUGUAUCAGAUGAUUCUGAUUUUGUUGAUGUGAUAAAGGAAGCAAAGUUGCGAUGUCUCAAGACUGUUGUUAUUGGGGAUAUUAGUAGUAACGGAGUCUUGAAAAGGACUGCCGAUACUGCAUUUUCCUGGGAGGAAAUUUUGAUGGGGAAGGCUAAGAAGGAGGCUGUAUCGGUUAUGGAAAAUUGGAAAGAUUGUGAUAUAUUGAAAAGGUUGGAGUGGACGUACAAUCCAGAUGUGGAUAAAAAGAAACUCAACAUGGAUGAUGCAGAUGCUGAAGCAUCUGGAGAUGAUGAUAUUGAAGAUAUCUAUGAUGAAAUUGAUAAUGACUACAAUGAUGACAAAGGUUCUUGGUGGAAAUUAGACUCCGAUGAUAAUGAUGUUACAAAUUGAUAAUCACUGAAAGCUAUCCAUCUUACAUGUGAAGCUCGUCAAGAAAGCUACUGAUAUUGUAGAUUUUAAGUAGAUCAAUGCCAACCUAAUGCAAUUCUUGAUAGUUAUAUAUUAUGUUUGGUUUGCUGCUUUCCAAAUACAUAUUUCAGUUUUUCAAUCAUGAUUUUACAAUUUAAAUUUGUUUGUGUAAACUCUUGUCUGGUGUUCAACACGAGUCUGUGUCAGUGUCAGAAACCGACACAUGUGGUUACUUUCAUUUUUCAAAUUAUUAUUAAUGUCCCAA
This is a messenger RNA of Lathyrus oleraceus (garden pea), 1576 nucleotides long. RefSeq names its product protein root UVB sensitive 3. The record is from RefSeq and is a predicted model, not a curated record. The coding region runs from base 220 to 1293 and encodes 357 amino acids. NCBI's taxonomy places the organism in Eukaryota, Viridiplantae, Streptophyta, Magnoliopsida, Fabales, Fabaceae. The transcript is spliced from 2 exons. Gene Ontology annotation, molecular function: RNA nuclease activity.